Daldinia loculata is the source of this 3456-nucleotide messenger RNA. RefSeq lists its product as uncharacterized. Gene Ontology annotation, molecular function: protein binding. Lineage: Eukaryota; Fungi; Ascomycota; Sordariomycetes; Xylariales; Hypoxylaceae. The transcript has 4 exons. The record is from RefSeq and is a predicted model, not a curated record. The coding region runs from base 53 to 3427 and encodes 1124 amino acids.
CCUAUGUUAGGUACCCAGGACCUCUAUCGAUUUUAAAUUGCAACUUUCUCCCAUGUGCUUACUUCACAGCCUCUUUAACCACGAACAACAGCCACCUUUGAAUAGGCAUCCUGACUUGAUUCUUUUCAUCGAAAUUCUGUUCAUCUACUCUAUUAAAAAUAUUGACAUCAUGCCAUUAUUCGGGGGCCCAUCUCAGGGCUCCACGGGGGAUAUAUGGCUACGGAAUAAACCUACCAUCGAGCGUUUCUACGUGAUCGAAAAUAAAACCGCCGAAGAAGUAAUGGAAGUCAUGGAAAGGGACUACGGAUGCCCACGAAUCACGAAAAAAGCUUUCCAAAAAAUAAUCCGGAAUAAGCUCAAAUUAAGCAAGAGGCUCAAGAAAGGCGACUGGUUGAGAAUAUACCGAUAUUACCUUGUCAACAGAAAAGGUCUGCCAACUGUAGUUUAUCGUAACAACAGAAAGAUUCUUUGGAAGGACGUGAUGAAGGAGGUCAAAAGGUCAGGGCGUUUGCCGACAACAGGUCAGGAUGGUGAUGCCACGCUCCCUAUGGAUGUUGUAUUGAGGACACCAUCACCAUCACCAUCACCAGCCGGAUCUCAGAUGUCCUAUUCUCCAGCAACAAAUCCUCAACAAUCAACGGGCUCCUCACCCCAACCGUCAACCUCUUCACCUACAGCUCCUGUUGUAUCACUGGCCGGAAAUUUACCGACAUCCACCAUAAGAGAUAUUAACAAUGCCCUAAAUGGCAUCCCAUGGAUUAAGUUUAACUAUAGAAUGCUUUCGACUGCAACUUCUCCACACGAUAGCGACACAAACCUCCCGUUGGACCUCAACUCUUUGAGGACUCUCAUUGACACCAGACUUGGAUUAGAUUCAUUUAGGAUCUGGAAAGCCGCAUUCCCUUCUACCAAACUGCACUUCUUGAGCAGUAUGCCCUCAUCUUUUGCACUUACACCAGACAUCAAUGUUUAUUACCUCCUAGCCAAAGUCGUUUAUUUAACCUCUAAUAAUCUCCAUUACUCGUCUAAUCGGUACCACAAUAUAUUUACCAGAACCAUCCAACUUCUGUCCUGCCAAAUACCGAAAGAAGUUCUGGAUGGAUUGUUCCAACAAGAUCUCUCUAUCCUUAGGAUCAUAUGGGAACACUUAACUGAGUGUGCCGGCAUAUCUAGCUAUCGUGACACAUUCACUUCAUUGAUCAAGGUUGGAUUCCAGCAUAAAAGAUGGCUUCUCCCUGAAGGGGAUUUAUACCUCUCUUUUGCUGCCUCGAUGAAUGCUCUUGACGUUGUCCAGGAUCUACUCAACGUCGGCAUUCGUGCUGAUGAUGUUGUAAGAGGCAGAGAGUACCCCGUUAUCAUUGAAGCCGCGGCUGCUGGCAAUAUAGAAUGUAUGAAGUUGCUUCUAGGAGCAUGCGACGUAAAUGGCAAGAUUAGAUGCAACAGGUCAAGCUUUCAGAUACUUAUCUUCGCCUUCGUAGAGGGUGAAUUUCGCAUUCCUACAAACCAAAACUAUCUAAACUUAUCAAGCUUUCCCAAGGGAAUCAGAAGUGGACAGUUCACUACGGUCAGGGUCAAUCUCAGGAAUGAGUCCCAACAUCUAAUACUAAAAAUGUUUUUGGAUUGUGGUGCAAAUGUCGACUUACCGUGGGCUACCCGCCUCACUACCGAUAAUCAGGUAUUAUACGAUGUCCCCGAGGAAUGGUGUCCCACUACCUUAGAAAAAAUUCAAUACUGGGACAAAAGUCUAUUCGAAGAACUCGCUCCAUAUAGCACUGUUACCACAGGACGCAGUUUUCGACAAAAUAUAUAUGUUUUGGCGUCGCAAGGCAAGGAAUACCUUCGUGAAUACUUAUCCUUGCAAUCGGCAGAGUCUGGUUCCAUGACGAAGGCAUCCUUGGAGUUGGUUCUCUUCCAGCAAAUCAUAAAUGAUAAAAUUAUUGAUAUAGAGGACGUACGUAUCAACAUAGACAUUAUUCGAGGACUUCUUGAAUUCGGUGUGGAUACAAACCUUCGUUCGUUAAAGAGCUAUACAAAAUAUGAAUAUUGUGAUCUGGGUAUCCACGAUCUCCUCCAACACCUAGUCUUAAAACCGGAUGUUCAUCGCUUUGGCAAGAGCUUUGAUACAGUUUUGAGGCUAAUCCUUCGAUCAGGAGCAACCAUAACUCCGGGCGUAUUGGCGGCUGGUGUUCAGAAAGAGGGAAUCGAUAUCUUGGAAGCCCUUCGCAGAGUUGGCGCCGAUGUGAGACGAUAUGGCGCUAGUGCAUUAGUUUUGGCUGCACGGUUUGACAAUUACGAUGCCGUUAAGUGGCUGUUAGAUUCCGGGGUGGACAUCAACGCAGUGGUUCUUGAUCAGAGUGUCAUUGCAUUAGCAAGCUGGAGCGACAUACGUUGCCUGAGAUGUCGGAUGUGGUCUUGUAGACAUUGGAAGCUUUCUGAUCCAGCGAGUUGCGAAAUGCUGAGAUACUUAGUCGACCGUGGUGCGACUUUGAAGAAUCACCCAGGCGACUCAAAUUCUUUUCAAUUCUUGUACCAUCUCCUCCUGAGGUAUGAGGCGAAUGGCUCUAUAUCUAAUAUGAUGGAGCUAUUUCUACCGAAAUUGCGUCCUCACGACCUGCUGCCCCCUGAUAAGUCUAAAAGUCUAUGGGAAGCUUGUCUCCAUUCAGAAGAACAACAUUACCCCGAUGAAAAGCAAGCCAAAACCCGAAAGGAAAAGAUUGCGGUACUCGAACUGCUUCUCAAGCACGGCUUACUGGUUCAGGAUGACCUUGCACUGCCAAGUUUGGUUGAUUAUAGAGGACCGCCCGAGUUAAUCGAAAGGCUCCUGGAGUCUUGUAUGGAUAUUGAUACAUAUAUCGAAGAUUUGGAUUUUACGAGAGGUCUUAUUCAAUCUGCAGCAUAUCAAGGUGAUAAAGCUUUGGUUGAAAAGCUGCUACAAAAGGGUGCCGACAUCAACCAGUCAAAGGUUCCCUUUUGGGGGAGAACGGCCCUCCAAGUCGCAUGUGAUUGGAGACAAGUUGCAGCAGGGGAAGAAGCGAAGAGAGUCGGUCUUAUUCAGCUCUUGAUCGAGAAAGGCGCAGACAUUAACGACCCUGGAAGGAUUUGUAAUGGAUAUACGGCCUUGCGGUAUGCUGUUGUCCAAGGCAAUAUAGAAGUCGUGCUUUUAUUAAUAUCUGAGGGGGCUGUCAUCAAUACGCCCGACAAUCAUAUGUAUUAUCCGUCCACUAAGUAUAAGUAUUAUGCGCUAGACUUGGCGACGUCUCUUGGAAGACUUGAUAUAGUUCACCUUCUCUUAAAUGUUGGAGCUCUUAGUGGCAGCCCGGGGCAAACCGGUUAUGAUGGGGCGAUUGAGGUGGCGGAAGAAUGUAGACACUUCGCUGUGGCCGAUUUGAUACGACAACAUGUAGGAAAGGACCUGAGAGAUAAUUGAGUUCCGGACGAAGCUGAAUUCGAAAGGGG